Messenger RNA from Penaeus chinensis, 1508 nucleotides. Its product is annotated as equilibrative nucleobase transporter 1-like. The transcript has 10 exons. The record is from RefSeq and is a predicted model, not a curated record. Bases 12 to 1460 code for a protein of 482 amino acids. Lineage: Eukaryota; Metazoa; Arthropoda; Malacostraca; Decapoda; Penaeidae.
GCUACAGCGCGAUGUCUUCAGCUCCGAUCGGCAGAUAUCGGCGAUGGUGCAUCUUCCUGGUAGGGCUGCUGGAGAGCCUCCUCUUCGGCGGCACCAUCUUCGGUUGGGCUCAGCUGGCCUACGUCCUUAAGGAACAGGGCAUCUUCAGUCACCUCUGCAACACCACGGUCACCAGUCGCGCCUCUUCCGAAAUUACCUUCAAGGGAUGUGCGGCCCAGGAUGAAACCUUCGCCCUCAUCUACACCGUGGCGUGUACCCUGUACAGUACACCGGGGAUUCUGCUGGGCUACAUGUUGCAUCACCUAGGGUUAGCUGUUACCAGGAUCAGCGGAGGUUUGAUGCUGGUAACCGGGUUCCUGUGUCUCGGCCAAGUGUCCAAAGAGGCCCCGGCCUGGCUGUACCCUGCCAUGAUCCUGCUGUCCCUCGGCGGCAACCAACUGCGCAUGUCGGGGCUGCAGUUCGGAAACCUCUUCCCCCGCUACCGCUCCACCGCCAUCUCCGUCAUCAGCGGCGUGUUCUCGGCGUCCGCGGGGCUGUUCUUCUUCCUGCAGCUGGCCGUGGACGCGGGUAUAUCCCUACGCCAUGCUAACUGGGUGUUAGCUGGAAUGGCGUCUCUCACGUUGCCUGUUACCAUUAUAAUGCCUUGUCACCAUAUCCCGUAUAAUGAUGAUGCAGGAGCGAAGGUCAACAGAGAGUGCGUGGAGCUCCCCCUCAGAAAGAGCUUCCUCUCCCUCUCCAGCUUCACGUAUCAGUUGUGGUUCUUCAUCAACCUGUUCUCCAUCGUCCUGUUCAACACGUUCUUCAAUUCCUGGAUCAGCAGCAUCUCCUCGACUGGCGAUGAAGCUUGGGUUUUUUCAUCUUUAUUCAGCGUCUCGGCUUUCGUUAGUCCAUUCAUUUCGCCGAUGCCUGGCUUCGCGAUGGACUUGCUUAAGAAGAGUAAACUGGAAGGCCUGUCCUCCACCGAGCGCAGAGUACAAGAGAUGAGGAGUCCAGCCCUGCCCUCCCUCGUCCUGACAGGCACCGUGGCUGUCAUGUACUCCUGCCUCUUCUUCAAGACUCCGGCAGCGGUGUAUCUGGCUCUCGUCUGCCUCAUGCUCGCCAGGCCCUCAGUCAUCGCUAUUGGGAACUCCUUCGUCAGAGCGAGAUUCCCCGGGGACCAUUUCCAUCGGCUGAUUGGUAUUUAUGGCACAAUAGUGUCCGUGCUCACCAUCCUGCAGUAUCCGCACUUCCUCUGGGCUCAGCAUGACUACUACGGGGCCCAGGGCUUUAUGAUGGCGAUGGUGGUCGUUUCCUGCGUUCAACCGUUCCACCUCCUGAGUAACACCUACCUCCGCAAGGUCGUCCACAUGGAACAGACUACCUUGAGCAGCGACGAGAUAACCGUGCCUCUCUCCUCGGACGUCGAUAGCAAGAAGUCUGAAGUAGUUCAACGUCUUUCGGACCCUCCUCAGCCAGCUUAAGGAGAGAUUUUGGGGGUCAUGAGGCUCAAUUUCCUUCGGUUUUAAGGA